This is a messenger RNA of Exaiptasia diaphana, 1554 nucleotides long. Its product is annotated as ficolin-2-like. The record is from RefSeq and is a predicted model, not a curated record. Bases 194 to 850 code for a protein of 218 amino acids. The transcript is spliced from 2 exons. NCBI's taxonomy places the organism in Eukaryota, Metazoa, Cnidaria, Anthozoa, Actiniaria, Aiptasiidae.
CAAACCCAUCAUUCAUUGCGAAUUGAAUCACGCUACUAAGAAUGCCAAGCCUCAUUUCUAUGUGCAAAGGACUGGGUACAAAUACCAUGAUUCCUUAGCGACAGGAGAUGGUUGGUGUAAGAGUAUUUGUUCAUCGUCUUUCCAAAGCUCUUUGUGCCCUCUUGGAUUCUCUGGACUGAACUGCCGCUCUGAAAUGAAAUCAUGUCAAGACUGGAAAAACCAUGGCUUCCACCAAGAUGGCGUGUAUUUCUUGUCAGUAGCAUCUUACGGACCACUUCCGGUAUAUUGUGACCAAACCACUGAUGGUGGGGGCUGGGUAAAAUUUCAAAGACGUCAAGAUGGCACUGUUGAUUUCUACCGAAACUGGCAUGACUAUAAAACAGGUUUUGGUACUUUUUCUGGGGAAUUCUGGCUGGGCAAUGACAUCAUUCAUAUAUUGACGUCAUCUCAAGGGUUAAAUGAGCUGAGAGUUGAUAUUGAGAGCUUUAAUGGCACAAAAGCCUUCGCCAAAUAUAGCAAUUUUUCCAUUUUAGGAGAGAAUUAUAACUACACUUUAUUAGUUUCUGGAUACAGUGGGACUGCAGGUGACUCUCUUGGGAAUGGCAUUCAAUAUGCUUCAAGGGUUCACAAUGGCAUGCAAUUCUCUACGUUUGACAGAGACAAUGAUAAGCACGAGUUCGGCAAUUCUUGCGCGGUCGAGAAGCAUGGGGCGUGGUGGUAYAACUCAUGUUAUUGGUCUCAUUUAAACGGCAAAUAUAAAGAGUAUAGUAACAAUGGAGGGAUUGAUUGGUAUUCAUGGCCAGAACUUAAAUACCACACAUUAAAAAAGACUGAAAUGAAGAUAAGAUAACUGCGCAAACYSCUAARAGAGAGAAUCAAAAGUUGCACASGUCCGGUAUCCGGGCAGGUCGGKUGAUUCGCAUGGCUAAGCUAUUCUUAUAUGUCAUUAUAGAGACAAAAGUGAAAGAUACACUUUAUUAUAGCAUGAGUCUCAUGGAAUUCACAGAUGUACAUACACCCUUAAUAGUUAACGAGAAUGAACCGCGAUUGUAAAUAACUAAAAGCGAAUUUUAGUAAUGGUCGCUAAAGCUUACUGGCUCACAUUUAAAAGUGAUCAUAUGACGGGARCCCUGUUGUACAACUUGUACAUUUUGCGCGCGCGUGGUCACUUMAACAACUAGUACAAAUGAAUGAAUUUCAUUCCCGUUGUAAAAAGUAUAACCGUUUUGAAAUUUAAUUGAAUGUGAAAAAAAUGUUAAGUAUAUAAUGCAAAUAUUUUGUCUGUUCUGGUGCGAACCAUUUAAUAUUCUGUCUGACUGAGAACAGCCUAAAAAUGCUCCGUGGUUAACCAACGAUAUGAGUAUGGAUUUCAUCUUCAUCUCCUCGUGGUUUACCAUUAUAUUCUUAGAAUGGUGCGCUUUUAUUGUAGCAUGAAUGCCUCCCUAAAUCGAUCUCUUAUAAAACYCACGGGUACUUAUGUCAAGAAGGCUGCGAAUAAUACUUUUUACAUGUAAAAUAAGUAAUAAAUGGGUACAAUAUUGAAUAUUGUGUUAA